AUGGAUGAUGCUUUAAAGUCUGUCCCCACUGUGGAGGAAGCAAUUGAUCUCCUUAAGAGAACACAGGAAAUGUUAGCAGCUUCAAAUCUUAGGCUCCACAAAGUGGCCUCUAACAAAGCUGAGGUGAUGGAUGCGUUCUUAAUGGAAGAUCGAGCUAAGGGUCUACAAAAUCUUGACUUGUUUGUGGAUGACCUACCUGAUCAGCGAAGUCUUGGGGUAAGAUGGAAUAUUAUGUCAGACAUUUUUACAUUUUAUGCACCUGAAACUGAGAGACCAUAUACCCGCAGAGGAGUACUCUCCACGGUCAAUAGUCUUUUUGACCCGCUGGGUUUCCUGGCACCAGUGACUAUCCGGGGGCGCUUACUACUUAGAGAACUCUCGAGACACGGCAGUGAUUGGGACACCAACCUUCCAGAAGGCAUGCAUGAACAAUGGGUGCAAUGGCAGAGUUCGCUGCAGUGCCUCAGAGGCAUUCAAAUACCCCGUAUAUAUUCUGCUAUUCCACCUUCUAAUGCCCUGCACAUUGAGCUGUGCAUUUUUUCAGAUGCCUCUGUUAAUGCCAUUGCUGCUGUGGCUUAUCUCAAAUUUCUAAGCCAUGACAAGCAAAUAGAUGUGGGCUUUGUCCUCGGCAAGGCAAGACUUGCCCCCCGACCUGAACUUACAGUGCCCAGGCUGGAGCUAUGUGCUGCGGUGCUAGCUGUGGAGAUUGCGGAAGUCGUCAGUGAGGAAAUAGAUCUCCAGCUAAACUCCACUAGUUUUUAUACAGAUAGUAAAGUGGUUUUGGGUUAUAUUCACAAUCAAUCCAGACGCUUUAGUGUCUAUGUAAAUAAUCGGGUGCAACCUGAACAGUGGCAUUAUGUGCCAACAGAUCAAAAUCCUGCUGAUCAUGGUUCACGCUCCAUUUCAGCCUCCAUGCUUUCCAGUUCAACAUGGAUUACUGGACCUCGCUUCCUUCGCCUUCCACUAAAGAAAAUUCCAGAAGAACAAAAUAAAUUUGACCUCAUCAACCCAGAAAGUGAUGUAGAUAUCCGACCUGAAGUGAUCUCUUUGUCCACUUAUGCCUCUGAGAGUCACUUAAGCUCAAAACGGUGGGAACGUUUCUCUAGAUGGUCAUCUCUAGUCAAGGCUGUGGCUCAUCUCUGCCACAUUGCUGACUGCUUUGGGAAUCGAAAACAAGCAGAAGGCUGUCUUGGCUGGCAUAUUUGUAAGAAAGGCAUCUCAGAUGGAUCAUUAGUAAAGGCUGAAAGCUUAAUCAUCAGAAGUGUGCAGCAUGAGGUAUAUUCAAAAGAACUCAGAUGCAUUAGGGCAAAAUCGGACCUUCCCUCACAAAGCUCCCUCAUCAAGCUGAAUCCUAUCAUUGACAGCAGCAGCCUCCUCCGAGUUGGUGGGCGCCUCAAUCAGUCCGGACUUAAAUCAAAAGAAACUAACCCUUUCAUCAUCCCUGGCAGCCACCAUGUUGCAACUCUUCUUGUGAGGCAUCACCACCAAAAGGUACAACACCAGGGAAGGCACUUCACCGAGGGUGCUGUCAGAGCAAGUGGCCUAUGGCUGGUUGGUGCCAAACGGUGCAUAGGUAAAAUACUUAAUCAGUGUGUGACUUGCAGGAAGCUCAGAGGGAAAGUACAUGAACAGCGAAUGUGUGAUCUGCCAGCUGAAAGGCUCCAAAUGGAUCCUCCAUUCUCAUACGUGGGUGUAGAUUUGUUUGGUCCAUGGGAAGUAUCUACAAGGCGCACAAGAGGAGGUCAUGCAAACAGUAAAAGAUGGGCAGUACUCUUCACUUGUCUGUGUACUCGAGCAGUCCACAUAGAAGUUGUUGAAGAAAUGAGCUCUUCCAGCUUCAUUAAUGCAUUAAGGCGUUUCUUUGCACUGCGUGGUCCAGCGAAACAAUUAAUCUCUGACUGUGGUACAAAUUUUGUGGGUGCCUGCAGAGAAUUAGGAAUGGAAGCUCCAAAGCAAGGGAAGGUGCAGGAGUACCUACAAGAUCAAGGAUGUGCUUGGGUUUUCAACCCACCUCAUUCAUCGCAUAUGGGGGGAGUGUGGGAACGCAUGAUUGGAGUGGUACGACGCAUAUUAGACUCCAUGCUGUUGCAGUCUGGUCGUGUACGACUUACUCAUGAAGUGUUAACAACGCUAAUGGCAGAGGUCAUCACCAUAAUUAAUGCACGUCCCCUGGUACCUGUUUCGUCUGAUCCUGAACAUCCUAAUGUCCUAACACCUUCCAUGCUGCUCACCCAAAAAAUAGGCACGCCUUUUCUGUCUCAAAGUAACUUUGGUACAGGUGAGAUGUUGAGACACCAAUGGAAGCGUGUCCAAUACCUCGCUGAGGAAUUCUGGAGCAGAUGGAGAACGGAAUAUCUCAGCACUCUGCAGACACGACAGAAAUGGCAAAAUAAAAGGCCUGACAUCAAAGAAGGUGAUGUUGUCCUUCUGAAGGAAAAGCAAGUCAGGAGGAAUGAGUGGCCUAUGGGAAUAAUAAUGAAGGCUGUUCCUAGCAAAGAUGGAUUAAUAAGGAAGGUCGAGAUAAAGAUAGUUCAGCAAGGAGCAACAAAAAUCCUUUACAGGCCUAUUUCAGAACUGGUUUUUCUUUUAUCACCAGAUUAAAGUAUUUGGCUCAGUUUUUGGUGGUAUCUUAAAGAUACCAGACGGGGAGUGUUCUGG
Erpetoichthys calabaricus (reedfish) is the source of this 2658-nucleotide messenger RNA. RefSeq lists its product as uncharacterized. The transcript has a single exon. Gene Ontology annotation, biological process: DNA integration. NCBI's taxonomy places the organism in Eukaryota, Metazoa, Chordata, Cladistia, Polypteriformes, Polypteridae. Bases 1 to 2601 code for a protein of 866 amino acids. The record is from RefSeq and is a predicted model, not a curated record. Gene Ontology annotation, molecular function: nucleic acid binding.